This is a messenger RNA of Dermatophagoides farinae (American house dust mite), 1620 nucleotides long. Its product is annotated as NDP-glycosyltransferase YjiC-like. Gene Ontology annotation, molecular function: UDP-glycosyltransferase activity. The record is from RefSeq and is a predicted model, not a curated record. Lineage: Eukaryota; Metazoa; Arthropoda; Arachnida; Sarcoptiformes; Pyroglyphidae.
UUUCAACAUUGUAGCAUGAUCAAUAAUCAAUCAACAAACGUUUACUAUAUAUUGUAAACAAUCAAAACAACAUGAAAAUCAUCGAAAAGCGAAUUUUAUUUGUGCCUGUUAAUGGUGUUGGCCAUGUAAAUGCCUGUAUUGGUAUUGCGAAACCAAUGAUUCGGCGUGGACAUCGAAUCGCUUUUUUUGUGGAAAAAACCUAUAAAGGAAAAAUAAAAAAACUUGGUUUUGAAGAAUAUUAUUAUGAACCAUCAUUUUUUGCUGACAAAAAAGACAUUAAAAAUAUCAAAAAUCCUGGUGAAUCCGCAGCACAAUGGUUAGUUGCCAAAUGUAUCAUCGGUAAUACUGAUAUAAUAAAACAAUUGGAAAAACUGACUGAAAUUGAUGACUCAUUGAACGAUAAACGUUUGGAAGAUCUUGAAAGACUAAAAGAAGUGAUCGAAUUGUUCAAACCGGAUCUAUUUAUUGUUGAUAAUAUAACUCUUGAACCGGUCAUUGAUUGUUCCGAUAAACCUUGGAUUAAGAUCAUGAGUGUGGCGCCAUUGAUUUAUUUACAUAACUUUGAUCAUCUACCGCCGGCAUGGACAGGAUUAUCAUUUGAUUCGAAUCGAAAAGAGUGGCCAAAAUAUCGUGAAAUAGUCAAUCGGUUCAUCUAUAGUAAAGAAAACAAUGAUUUCAAUGAAAAACAUGGUUAUCGACGAUAUGAAGACGAUCUUCUUAUGCCAUUGACUCAAGCGAUGACCAUUUAUGCUUAUCCAGAAGAAUAUGAUUAUCCUGAAAUUAAAGAACAUCAUCCUGAUUGGUUUAAUUUAGAAGUGUUCAACAAAAACGAUUCGGGCGAAACAGUUGAUCUGAAAGAAUUUUUACCCAAAGAAUUCUAUGAUAAUGAUCUUGAUGGAAAUUUCACUGGUAAAUGGAUCUAUGUAUCGAUGGGUUCAAUGGGUUCAGUUGAUCUAGACCUGAUGCAUCGAUUGAUUGAUGCAUUAUCAAAAACUAACCAUAAAUACAUUGUAUCUAAAGGGCCUCGUCAUGAAGAAUAUGAAUUGAAGCGUAACCUUUGGGGUGAUCGUUAUUUGCCACAAACAAAAAUCCUACCCAUAGUUGAUUUGGUCAUAACACAUGGUGGUAAUAAUAGCGUAACAGAAACAUUUGCUCAAGGUAAACCAAUGAUCAUUAUGCCAUUAUUCUGUGAUCAACAUGAUAAUGCACAAAGAUUAUCAGAGAAAAAAUUGGCAAUCAAGAUACCACCAUAUGAUUUUACUGAUGAACAAUUGAUUGAAUCGAUUGAUCGCCUAAUCUAUGAUGAUGAAUUAAAUUCACGUUUAAAACAAGCAUCACAGCGAAUACUGAGUAUAGAUAAACAUGAACAAGUAUGCGAUAAAAUCGAAGAUAUUAUGGCCAAAUAUGAUAAUGAUUGUCGGCAAAAAAAUGAAAAUUUUAUCAAAAGAAAAUAAAAUCAAUGGAAUGGAAAGUUGAGGAAUGAACAAGAAAACUGUACCAUCAAACCCUAAUCAUCAUCAUGAGAAAUCGAGAUGAAAUUAUAUACAAUUCAAUUUAAUUUAAUUUGAUUGAUUGGCCAAAAUUUCCAUCAUCAUCAUUAUGAUUUCAUUUCAGUUGAAA